AGGAUGCCCCUGCGGCUGCUGCUUCUGCUGCUGUGGCUGUGGGGACUUCCACUCCAGAGGGCGGAGACAGACCCUGAGGGGCAGACGACGGGGGACCUGUACCAGCGCUGGGAGCGCUACAGUCAGGAAUGCCAAGAGACCUUGGAGGCCACAGAACCUCCCUCAGGCCUGGCUUGUAACGGUUCCUUCGAUAUGUAUGUCUGCUGGUACUACACGGCCGCCAACACCACUGCCCAGGUGUCUUGCCCCUGGUAUCUGCCCUGGUACCGUCAGGUGGCUGCAGGCUUCGUCUUCCGCCAGUGUGGCAGCGAUGGCCAGUGGGAAUCUUGGAGAGACCACACUCAGUGUGAGAAUCCAGAGAAGAACGGGGCCUUUCAGGACCAGAAGCUGAUCUUGGAGCGCCUGCAGGUUGUGUAUACAGUGGGCUACUCCCUGUCCCUGGCCACUCUGCUGCUCGCCCUGCUCAUCUUAAGUUUGUUCAGGCGGCUGCACUGCACUCGUAAUUACAUUCACAUGAACCUGUUCACGUCUUUCGUGCUGCGGGCAGCAGCCAUCCUCACGCGAGACCAGCUGCUGCCUUCACUGGAUCCCUAUACUGGGGACCAGAGCCCUGCGCUGUGGAACCAGGCCCUAGCUGCCUGCCGCACCGUCCAGAUCAUGACCCAGUACUGUGUGGGAGCCAAUUACACCUGGCUGCUGGUGGAGGGUGUGUAUCUGUACCAUCUGCUGGUGAUCGUGGGACGCUCAAAAAAGGGACACUUCCGCUGCUACCUGCUUCUUGGCUGGGGGGCCCCCGCGCUUUUCGUCAUCCCCUGGGUGAUCGUCAGGUACCUGUACGAGAACACGCAGUGCUGGGAGCGCAACGAAGUCAAAGCCGUUUGGUGGAUCAUUCGCACUCCCAUCCUAAUAACCAUCUUGGUCAAUUUCCUCAUCUUCAUUCGUAUCCUUGGCGUCCUUGUUUCAAAGCUGAGGACACGGCAGAUGCGUUGCCCCGACUACCGACUAAGGCUGGCUCGCUCCACGCUGACACUGGUGCCCCUGCUGGGCGUCCACGAGGUGGUGUUUGCGCCCGUGACGGAGGAACAGGCUGAAGGCUCCCUGCGCUUCGCCAAACUGGCCUUUGAAAUCUUCCUAAGUUCCUUCCAGGGUUUCCUGGUGAGCGUGCUCUACUGCUUCAUCAACAAAGAGGUGCAGUCGGAGAUCCGCCAGGGCUGGCGCCACCGCCGCCUGCGUCUCAGCCUUCAGGAGCAGCGUCCACGUCCGCACCUGGAGCACGCCCCCCGGGCCGUGCCUUUGGACUCUGCACCCCGGGAAGCUGCCAUCGGCAACGCCUUGCCCUCUGGGAUGCUGCCCGUGCCUGGAGAUGAGGUCUUGGAAAGUUACUGCUAG
Molecule: messenger RNA, 1389 nt
Organism: Grammomys surdaster
Lineage: Eukaryota; Metazoa; Chordata; Mammalia; Rodentia; Muridae
Gene: Gipr
Product: gastric inhibitory polypeptide receptor
Exons: 13
Coding region: 4-1389 (461 amino acids)
Biological process (GO): cell surface receptor signaling pathway; adenylate cyclase-modulating G protein-coupled receptor signaling pathway
Cellular component (GO): plasma membrane
Molecular function (GO): peptide hormone binding; gastric inhibitory peptide receptor activity; G protein-coupled peptide receptor activity
Source: RefSeq, a predicted model, not a curated record